Molecule: messenger RNA, 342 nt
Organism: Staurois parvus
Lineage: Eukaryota; Metazoa; Chordata; Amphibia; Anura; Ranidae
Source: the annotation of a GenBank genome assembly
UUAUAAUGAGACUGUGGCGGGCAUUCUGACACUCGGGGGAACUGACUUGGUGUCACUGACAUCCCCAGUGACAUCAAUACAGUGAUCAGUGCUACAAAAAAGCACUGACACUGUACUAAUGACACUGGGCAGGAAGGGGUUAAUAUGAGGGGUGAUCAAAGGGUUAACUGUAUGCUGGAAGUGUUUUUACUGGGGCGUGGUGUGUUGGUGCUUCUCUGUAAGCACACUGCUCUGGAUGGCUAUGCUGUGCACAGCCAUCCAGAGCAGUGUGCCCAAGCCGACAGAGAGGAGGACUGUUAUGAUUGACAACCAUGGCCAAGACCCUACCCGGAAAUGCAAAAU